AAAUAUUUUUGUUACAGCUGACACUAAAUAAAAAAUUCUUAAUUUUUAAUUGAUUUAAACGAAAAUAGAACUAUAUUUUUCUGUGUAUGUAUUAGAACAUCAAUUUUUGAGGUUAAAACACAGUACCUACAUGGCUUUAGAAAGAAUGUUAGGAUAAAUAGACCGCAAAAAAUCCUGCUAAGAAUUUUUCAAGCAUUGAACACUGAAAAGCUGGUGAAGAGCACUGAGGUUAAAAAUUAAAUACUGUCAAAAUGGAUGCAAUUAAUACAUUUGGACAACGACAAGAUUCAUGGUCAGGAGAUUUUAUGGAUCCCGAUCAACAAGACAACCAACCGUAUGGCGGAAAAUCGCGAAGGGAAAUCAUUGAGGCAAUGUUAGACGCGAAUAGCUUUUUAUUACCAGAAGCUAAAAUGAAAACACUGAAAUCGUUUUUGAGCAUACCUCAACCCAACGAUUGUAUAAGAGAUCCUGUUAAAGAUGCUGCCUAUUCUGAUAAAGAAUCUUGCGGAGUACAUGGGGUCUUGCCAUGUAAUUUGGAUGAAAAAAGAGGAUCAUCUAAGUUUACCGUAGAUAAUAAAAAUUCAUCUUCUCGUGGAGAUAGAUCGAAUGCAGCUGAAACUCGAAAUGAAAGAAAUCAAUAUCGUCGCGAAACCCGAGAUGUCGGUCCGCGUAACCGUCAAAGAAGUCCUUCUGACCGUGAAAGAAGUUCUCUAGAACGAAAUGGAAGCUCGCAUAGUCGCCGAGAUGCCAGAAAUACGUCGCUGGAAAGAAGGGCGCGUAUAGAUGAGAGAAUAGAUUUUAGACCGCCACUAGAUAAUCCUUAUGAGCCAGAUAGAGUUGAGCGUUUUAAGGAUCCAUUUAAAUACACCAACCAUGCAAAAAAACGAGGUAGAGAGUGUCUUGAAGUAUAUGGAAAAACGUCAUGGAACUAUGAAGAAGAAAGCAGAAACAAAAAAGCGAGAUAUGAAGAGGAAGAUCGCAACGGAAGUUACCUUUCUAUGACAAAGCAACAUGAAACGAUAGACCCGUCCGUUUUAAGACAGGAAUCGUAUAUACAUAGUGGAAAAAGCCCUUUGGGAUAUGAUCGGGCUUCGAAUUUGUAUGGACAGAUACCUACUUCCGGCGGCGAAAGAAGUCAAGUCAGUCGUGAAACCCGAGGAAGAAGCCCUUCCACGAGCGAAAGAAGUCAACUGCACCAGGCCACCCGUGGUAGAAGUCCAGUCGGCAGUGCAAGAAAUAGUGAUAGGCGGAGAAGAAGCCCUUUUACUAGUGAAAGAAGUCACUCGAGUCAAGAAACGCGUGGAAGAAGCCCUUCCACGAGUGAAAGAAGGCAACGGCACCAAGCCACCCGUGGUAGAAGUCCAGUCGGCAGUGCAAGAAAUAGUAAAACGCGUAGAAGAAGCCCUUCUACUAGUGGAAGAAGUUGUUCGAGCCAAGAAACGCGUGAAAGAAGUCAACUGCACCGAGCAGACCGUGGACGAAAUCCAUUAGCCAUCGGGAGAAAUGUCUUUCAUGGUGAAACUCGUAGAAGAAGCCCUUCUACUAGUGAAAGAAGUAGCUCGAGACAAGAAAAACGUGGAAGAAGCCGCGAAAGGGAUCAAUUUCGUCCUGAAUCUCGUAAACUAAGUCCUCUUAACCAUGAAAGAAGUUCUCUUGAUCGAAAUAGAAGCUCGGAUAAUGGCCGAGAUGUCAGAAAUAGGUCGAGGGAAAGGAAGACGAUCAUAGAUGAAAGAAUAGAUUUUAGAACACCACGAGAUAAUCAUUCUGAGUCAGAUAGAAUUGAGCGUUAUGAGGAUAGAUUAUGUUAUCCUGGUGAGGAUGUUGCAGCUUCUAGUAAGCGUGAGACUGAAUUAAGAUAUGGUAGAGGUUUUAGUGGUAACUGCGACGCUCUUAUGGAUAACGGGUAUUUGAAUUAUAAGAGGGAGGAUAUUAUUGACUUAUGUGUAGACGAGGAUGAACCGCCCUUCCAUAGAAAGUUGAUGGAAGACGGAGGAUGGAAGAGUGCAAUGGAGAAUAAGACGAUAGUUGUUCCCGAACGAUUUCCAGACAAACGAUUCACUGAAUUUGAAACAAGAAUAUUUUAUACUUUCAUAUCGUCACACAUCGCGUCUACUAUACCGAAAGGAAUUGAGAACCCACAAAUUGAAAAUGGUACUUUCGUGGAAGGAGCACUUAUCAUCACGACUAAAGAUGAGUACUCGAAAGUGAUGCUUGAAAUUGUGAUUCCGAAGCUAAAGGGAUAUAAUGGUACUAACUUCAGAAUCGCACACAUAAAUGAAUUAUCACCCAUAGCAAUUAGCACCAUGAUGGCUCCUGGGCAGUAAACGCUACUAAAAAUAUAUCGACUACGUGAGUUCAACAAACUCAGGACCAAAGGGUUCCUCAUGCUCAAAUCCCAAGGAACUUUAAAGCCAAAACCACGGUUCCUAAAGCAGAAGGGCAGGAAUUUCUAGAAAAAAUCCUAACGCCGAAACACCAGGAAGUUAUAAACAAAAUCUCCCAAGUCUGUCAGAGAACCACAAAGUCUGCGGUUUUGUUACGAUACCCAACAUCCAAAUCUGACCUAGGUCCACCCUGACUACCCAUACUUAAUGGUACUAUCUAACUUCUUGAAUAGACGAAUGUCCUUCCCGUAAAACAUGUCUUCGUUCUACCCUGAGGGUACCGCUAUGAAUGCUUGGAACAAAGAGAAAAGACAAUUUUAUUUUCUCUUUGUAUCAUGCUAUGAAUGUACUAAAAUGGAAAUUUCGAGAAAUACGAGCCGGCUUCGAUGGAAGAUCGAGAACAAUGAAAACAUAUAUACAGGGUGUCCAGAAAGUCUCCUGAUAAAGGAAGACCGAAGAUUCCUCAGAUAAUUUUAAGACAAUUUAAUCCAAUUCUCUUAGCCCGAAAAUUCUUCCCAAGGCGCAUCAAAGAAACAUGAAACGUAAAUUACGUUUCAUGGAAAUAAAACACUGUUAAACAAAUAUACGUCCGGCCAUUUAUGAAACUCUCCGAAAAUAAAAAUGUGUCAUGAGCAUGAAUCACUCUCGUUUCAUUGGUAGGCGGACUUUGAGAUUUGUUUAGCAGUGUUUUAUUUUCAUGAAACAUGUUUCACGUUUCAUGUUUUUCGUUUCAUGUUUCUUUUGUGUGCGGCUUGCCUUAGGGAGCAAGAGCUCGUUGAAGAUGGAGUCUUGUAAUUAGUUUUUUUUUAAUACCUCCAGAACGCUUCCAUUUAGAGAACGAAACCCGGUACGUCUAUUUAUCUUGCAGUGAUUUCAUCCAUGAAAAUCCAUUCCAUCAAUUGCGAAUUUCUAAUACCGGUCAUAGACGUCCGUUUUGGAUAGGACAACGGUUAUUUUAUCGCAUAACUUUUUUGCCUUUAACUUUUAAGCAUGUCUCAUUUUUUUUUUCAAAUUCAAAAAACGACAAAUUUUCAAAUCGAUUUUUCUAGAAAACGGUGUAUCCUACCGACUUAAAGCAAGAGUACCUUUUAGUACUAGAAUACCACACAAUUUAAUAAUCCAGUGUCAAAAAUGCUUAAAAGUUAAAGACAAAAAAGUUAUGCGACAAAAUAACUGUUGCCCUACCCAAAACGGACGCCUAUGACCCGUACUAGAAAUUCGCAAUUGGUGGCAUCGAUUUAUCUCUGGAAGAUAAGUAGGUGUACCAGUUUUCGUUUUUCUAAAUAGAAGUGUUCUGGAGGUAUUUAAAAAAAAAACUAAUUGCAAGACGCCAUCUUCAAAGAGCUCUGUCUCCCUUAGGAAGCAUUUUUGGACUAGGUGAAUUGGGUUAAAUCGUCUUAAAAUUAGUCUUUGUUGUAGUUAAAUUGUCUUCGAUUGUCAGGAGAGUUUCAGGACACCCUGUAUAAAUAAAAUAAUUUGAAACGCUCAUUCAGUCUGAAUACUUACUUACUUUCCGUGUCCGGAACACCAACAGCUUUAAAUUAUAUAUUUCCAAUGGUUGGCCACGUAGAUAGCCCUGUCAUUUGAUAAAAUUAAGUCUUCUUUGCAGGUCUCUCUCAUCUCUGUGCAUGAUAGUAGAUGUCGGCUGGUCUGAACCGCGCCACAGUCGCAGGUAUCGUCCUCCUGGUAUCCCCAUUUUUUCAGGUUACUAGCACAACGUGAAACGCCGGUUCUUAGUCUGUUUAGCGCUUUCCAAGUCGGAUACGGUAAAUUGUGUCCAGCAGCCAUUUCCUCUGAUGGAGGAAAAUGUGUUGUGGUAGCUGACGCUUGCCAUAGGUGUAUUCGGCGCGUCUCUGGCGCUUCGGGGAUGGAUCUUGAUGGUUUCAGAAAACCUUUCCGAUAUCUUACGUCUACUUGGCUGAGUUUUUUGGUCAUAUAAGGGGUGUCUUCGGUCCGUCUCCUGCUUUUUUCGUUCUAACUCUGACGUGACCUUCUUCCUGAUAGGUGGUGGGGCAAUCCCAGCUAUGAGGUAUACCUCUUCGAUAGGUGUCGGUUUCAGGCAACCCGAUAUUAUACGAACCGUUUCAUUUAGAGCCACGUCGACGUUCUUUGUGUGAGCAGAGUUUGCCCAUACUGGAGCUCCAAACUCCGCGGCCGAAAAACAUUCUGCUAAGGCAGAAGUGCAGAGAAUGUGUGGUUGUGCUUCCCAUUUUGUGUUUUUUAGCUUGCGGAUGAUAUUAUUUCUGGCACUUACUUUCAUCUUGACAGUGGUAUUGGUAAGACAGAGUUCUAUCCAGACGUACGCCGAGGUAUUUUGGCGUCUCGUUGUGUUCCAGCAUCUGACCACGCCAUUCCACCUCCAGCGACCUUCGAACAUGCUUGUUUCUAAGGCGGAAAGCACAUACCUGGGUUUUUGUGGGAUUGGGUUUCAGAUGGUUUUCAUCGUAGUAUAGAGCUAAGUCUCCCAGGGCAUCUGUCAGUUUCACUUCGACUUCAUCGAAGCUUCUUCCUUGAGCUGCCACAGCUGUAUCAUCUCAGCGUAAAUAAAUUGCCUUGUUUGUUGGUGUAUGGGUUGGUCGUUGUAUAUGUUGUAUAGAAUCGGCUCGAGGACACUUCAGUGUGGGAGCCAAUUUUUUUGGUCCCUCCACCGACUGGAGCGUUACGUAGAAGCGUCUAUUCUGGAGGAGACAUUUCACUAACAUUGUUAGUCGGAAAUUCUUUGUAGUUUCGUAGAGUUUUGCGAGUAGCCGUUGAUGGUUAACCGUGUCAUAGGCGGCAGUUAGGUCUAUGAACGCCACUCCUGUUAUUUCUUUCCGUUCAAAACCAUCUUCAAUAUAUUGGGUGAGAUUAGGAAUUUGACUGCAGCAGCACUUUCCGGGUCUGAAUCCUGAUUGUUCUGGAUAGAAAAUCGAUAUUGGUUGUACGCGUUUUUAAAUCGGGAAGUAUGUACAAUAGGAAAAAUGAAAGAAUAUGCAUGCGUCAUCGAUGAUAUGCAUACGAAUCAAAUCAAAAAUUUCUAGUCAAAACAACGUCUAAACUAAGUUAAUACUGUAAAAAACGGAUGUGACUACUACCCCACCGUACGAUUUUUCGCUUUAAGUAAAUGUGUCACAAACUUUUUGUGAUGUUAUUCUUUUUCUGAUAAUACCUAUAUAUUUAUUGGUAAUAAAUGUUACUUUUAAUACCGUAAUUAAUUAUUUGAUAUAGAUUAAUAAUACAAAAAUACAUAAUGAGUAAGCAAAUAAUAUAGUAUUAUGAAUUUCUCCAUGUUAAAAUUGCCGGACGUAAAUAGUAACAGGAAUUUAUAAAAUGUCGUUUAUGUCAGCUGCAUUAAUGCCCGGUUGCACCAACAGAUCUUAAGCUUAAGUCGAGAAUAUAAGAAUUCAUAUAAUAUAAUUAUAAUAUAUUACAAUAAGAAUACCAUAAUAUAAUAAUAGAUAUAAUUGAUAAUAGGGUAAGAAUCUAAAAUUAUGGUGCAACGUAAGUGAUACUCAAGGAGGCCCUAUCUAUAAGUAGAGCUUAGCUAAGAUCUGUUGGUGCAAUCAGGCAUAAGUGACUUAAAUGAAAGUAAACUUACUGAAUUCAGAUCAUUUUGGCAUCCAGAUCAUUUUUCAGACAUUAUCUGCAAAUAAAUGUACAUUCGUAAAAAUAUACUAAUCUGUAAUUUUAUACACUAUGAUUGAAAAGUCAGAGUAAUAUGUACACGUUUGGCAAACUCAUAGACGGAAGUUAACCAUAUUGACAGAUGAUUACUUACAAAGGGCCUAGCCGGGUAAGAUGGUGAAAAUUGCCCCCAACUCAAUUUAAAUUCCAUAUAGGUCACUUUUUAUCACAUAUAGAGGAACUCACUUUCUGAAAUUUUUAGCCCCCUAGGUGGUCAUGUGACCCCCCUAGAGCCUAAUUAGGCUUUUUAUGUUUUUAUUUUUUAUCUCAGCCGCGUCAAGAGCUAGCCAAAAACUUUAUUUAAAAAAGUUGUAAGUUUCAAAAAGAUCUAUAUGAAAAUUUUUUUUUUUUAAUUUUUUGGCGGGAAAUUCGAAUUUUUAGAACAAUUUUAACCUUUUAAAUAACUCUGAAAAAAAAAACUAAGACACUCGUUUUUACGAAAAUCAAUUAUAAUGUGUAUUGUUGCACAAUGUUGUUUAAAAAUAAAAAACCGCAUUUUUUUUGGUUUUUUUUUUUCGUUUUUUGAUAUAAUUUUAUACAUAUUUUUCAAAAAAGGUAACACCGUCACUAGAAUAGGUAAAAAAAUGAAAAAUAAUUGGGGUUUGCUUAAUAAAUUUUUUUUGUAACGCCAUCCAUUUUCAAGAUACAGGGCGUUGAAGGAAACAAAAUUUUACACAUUUUUUACGAUUUUGCCGAAACUACUGGCAACAUUGCAAUAAAAUUUGGCAGGUUUUAAGAGGUAGUUAUUGUGCAUUUUUGCCAUAUAAUUAAGAAUUUUAUAUUCAUCAUUGGCGCGCAUACGGGUAAUGGUCUGAAUUUUUAAAGGACAAAAGAUGGUACGCCACUGACAUAUUUCAAAUUAACAAUCAUUUUUGAAUUCCUCGUUCCAUUUGUGACAAAAAAUCUAUCUUCCCAUUUUUUCAUACUCCGCGCCGUUUUGUUGCAAAAAAUAAAAUAUCUUAACGCUUCCAAAGUAUUCGAAUUAAUUUUUAUUCGCGGUGUGCAAGUACUUGGAAAGGGAAACGAGAAACGACCGUGCGCGAGUCGCGGAGAAAUAUUGCAACUAUCUUAAAUAAUUCAUAUUGUCAAUUGAAAUUGUCAAAUUGACGUAUAUUUCAUACCUUCUGUCAUUGACUUAGAAAAAUUAUAUAUUGCUCCACAAUAUUGAUAUGAUAUGCAAUUAUUAUAUAAAGGUAAAUUUAAUUAAUUGUAUUUUGCUUGCAAUUUUGCAUUUUAAUAACUGAUUUUAUUUACUACAUACAAUUGUUUACGUUUGCUAAACAUAACCUGCAUCUUAUUUUUUUCUUCUUAUUAUUUUUUUGGACUAUGGUCUUGACAAUUAUCCAGCAACCAGGACUAAUAUAAUUGGCCAAUAUAAUUAAAAGUGCGAAUAAAAGUACAGAGCGUAGAAAUAGAGGUCGCUUUGCCGAACUUGCACGGUCGGAUGUACGAGUUUAUGUGUGUAGAUGUAGAAACUACUAGAAGUUCGAAUGCUUUGUAAGGAUUAAGAUCUUUUAUUUUUUGAAUAAAAAUGGCGCGUCGUAUGAAAAAAUAAGAGGAUAGAUUUUUUGUCACAAAUUGAACGAGGAAUUCAAAAACGAUUGUUAAUUUGAAAUAUGUCAGUGGCGUACUAUCUUUAUUCUUUAAAAAGUUCAGACCAUUACCCCUAUGCGCGCCAAUGAUGAAUAUCAAAUCCUUAAUUGUAUGUCAAAACAUGCACAAUAACUACCUCUUAAAACCCGCCAAGUUUUAUUACAAUGUUGCCAGUAGUUUCAGCAAAAUCGUAAAAAAUGUGUAAAAUUUUGUUUUCUUCAACGCCCUGUAUCUUGAAAAUGGAUGGCCUUACAAAAAAAUUUUAUAAAGCAAACCCCAAUUAUUUUUCAGGUUUUUACCUAUUCUAGUGACGGUGUUACCUUCUUUAAAAAAUAUGUAUAAAAUUGUAUCAAAAAACGAAAAAAAACCGAAAAAAUGCGGUUUUUUAUUUUUAAAGGUACGUUUCACCAAUUUUAAAAAUCUGAAAAAAAUCAGGGUGAAAGAUUGUGCAAAAAUACACGUUAUAAUUGAUUUUCGUAAAAACGAGUGUCUUAGUUUUUUUUUUCAGAGUUAUUUAAAAGUUUAAAAUUGUUCUAAAAAUUGGAAUUUCCCGCCAAAAAAUAAAGAAAUUUUUUUCAUAUAGAUCUUUUUGAAACAUACAACUUUUUUAAAUAAAGUUUUUGGCUAGCUCUUGAUGCGGCUGAGAUAAAAAAUAAAAACAUAAAAAGCCUAAUUAGGCUCUAGGGGGGUCACGUGACCACCUAGGGGGCUAAAAAUUUCAGAAAGUGAGUUCCUCUAUAUGUGCUAAAAAGUGGCCUAUAUGGAAUUUAAAUCGAGUUGGGGGCACUUUUCACCAUCUUACCCGGCUGGGCCCUUUUGUUGACUUAUUUUAAUUAAAUAAAUACUUACCAAACCAAAAAUACAAUAUAAUAUCAAAAUAGCUUUUAAAAGAACUGAGUUUAUUCAAGUAAAUACGACUGAUUAUUAAAAUUUAUAAACUCUACCGAACCUAACCCAGUUUCAUUGUCAAAGUGACAGAAAUUGAAUUUGUCAGAUUAUAGUUGACCAGCACGAUUACUCGAAUAGUAGUUUAUACCAAGGUUCAUAAAUAGACCUUGGUCCUAGGGACCUUGAUUUAUACAAUCAUUAUCUCCUGAUGUUGAAGGUUUUUCUAAGAAUGACAGAAGUACAGAAAUAGUCAAGUGUGAGUUUAAAUUUUCUACUAAAUUAAUAUAACUACGUUUUGUAUCGCCGUCUCACUCUGUCAAUUAUAAAUAUGUAACUGCGUAUGUCUUGGAUAACGUUUUUGCUUUGUAGACAACACUUAAUAAUCUAUCUCUCUCGUUUUUUAUUUAUAGAAAAAGGCAGCAAAUCCAAAAUAUGUGCUUGAUAUGAUCGUUCAUGGGUAUUCUUUCAUUUUUCCGACUAUGUACAUACAUAUGUAUGUAAUAUAUAAAUUAUUUAUUUAUAUUUUAGUGUAAAUAGUGUUAGUGUAAAUAAAUUCAAAAUAAGUAAAUAAAUUCAAAAAAAACUAAGUGAAGUAAGUGUUAAAAUUCAUGAAUAAAUUAAAAAGACUGUUGAUUCUGCACUGGUCGCGCAUAGUCUGUCAGACCCCAUAUUUAUUUAUUGUAUUGUUUGUAAAAUUUCAAAAAGUUUAAUUGGUUCUUCUUAAGUACCUAUACUGAUUUAAAUUUUUUUUUAAUAAAUAAUAAACUAA
This is a messenger RNA of Diabrotica virgifera virgifera (western corn rootworm), 9297 nucleotides long. RefSeq names its product serine/arginine repetitive matrix protein 2-like. The record is from RefSeq and is a predicted model, not a curated record. The transcript has 3 exons. Lineage: Eukaryota; Metazoa; Arthropoda; Insecta; Coleoptera; Chrysomelidae. The coding region runs from base 252 to 2324 and encodes 690 amino acids.